Molecule: messenger RNA, 548 nt
Organism: Arachis ipaensis
Lineage: Eukaryota; Viridiplantae; Streptophyta; Magnoliopsida; Fabales; Fabaceae
Source: RefSeq, a predicted model, not a curated record
AUUUGUGUUACUUAGUACCUUGAUUAUUAAUAUUCUUCUAAGGAGGUUACAUUGAGGAUUGGUUAUAUAUAUAUAAAUGUAGGAAAACAGCAACCGUUUUUCAAAAAUAGAGUGAUCUUUCCUCUUUGGUUUUGCAUUUGUUUCAAGACUCACAAUAACCAUGUCUAAAUCUUUUCUUCUCUUCACGAUUAUUGUUGUUAUUAGCUUUGGUUUGUGGGUUCUUUAUGCAUCUGCAGAGCUUCAGAGAUUUACACAAAUAUGUAAAAGUGACGGUUCUCUUGAUUUUUUGGUGGUUGGUGAUUGGGGAAGAAGAUGUGAAUAUAACCAAUCUGAAGUUGCUUACCAGCUACUGCAUGAAAACUGCUUGAAGAGGAAAGUACCUACUAGUGAACAGGGCAGUGAUAAAAACAAUGGAGCUCAUAAUGGAUGAUCACACUACUCAUGAAAUUUGAUAUUUUGUAACUAAGUAUAUAGAAGUAGAUAUGUGACACUUGUUGGAAUGACAAUUCUUAUUUACUUGUUAUGACUAUUUUUUGGUACUUUGUCAU